UCAACUGCAACGCAUUGACAUUUCCGAUUGUCAACUGCGCCACCCAGCAAGAACAACAUUUUACACUGUAACAGCGGAAAAACGACCAUAAUUUGUGAAAAUAAGUGGUUUUUUGCCGAAUUUUCUACAAAAUAGACACACUUAAUUAAUAAAAUUACGUUGUUACAAUGUCAGAUCUCGACAAGUGGAUAGAAACUGUAAAGGAGUGUAAAUACUUGCCAGAGAAUGACUUAAAGAAACUCUGUGAUAUCGUAUGUGAGAUUUUGCUCGAGGAGUCCAAUAUACAGCCUGUUAGCACGCCUGUCACAGUAUGUGGUGACAUACAUGGACAGUUCUACGAUCUGGAAGAACUCUUUCGUACAGGUGGUCAAAUACCUGAUACCAACUACAUCUUCAUGGGCGAUUUUGUCGACCGUGGCUACUACAGUCUCGAAACACUGACACGUCUGAUGACGCUGAAGGCGCGGUAUCCUGACCGCAUAACGCUAUUGCGUGGUAAUCACGAGUCCCGACAAAUUACCAAAGUAUAUGGGUUUUUUGAUGAGUGUUUCACCAAGUAUGGAAACGCUAAUGCAUGGAAGUACUGCUGCAAAGUGUUUGAUUUGCUGACAAUUGCUGCGAUUAUCGAUGAGGAAGUGCUUUGUGUACAUGGUGGUCUCAGUCCGGAAAUUAUUACACUCGAUCAGAUACGCACAAUAGAUCGCAAUGGUGAGAUUCCUUACAAAGGCGCCUUCUGUGAUUUGGUUUGGUCAGAUCCAGAGGAUAUGGAUCUAUGGGGCCAGAGUCCGCGCGGUGCAGGCUGGCUUUUUGGUCAGCUGGUUACCAAAGACUUUAUGAAUAUCAACAAUUUGGAGUUGAUUUGUCGUGCGCAUCAGCUCGUCAACGAGGGUAUUAAAUAUAUGUUCGACAGUAAGCUUGUGACGGUGUGGUCGGCGCCAAAUUAUUGCUAUCGUUGCGGCAAUGUGGCAGCUAUUUUGAAUUUCAAAACCGCCAAAGAUCGAACAACUAGUAUUUUCAAUGCAGUGCCAGAAACAGAGCGCGUUAUACCACAGCAAAAUACUACACCAUAUUUUUUGUAAAUAUGUAUGUAUGUAUGCAUAUAUUAUUUUGUUUGUCAACCCCGCCCAUGAACGAUUGCUCACUGCUGAGUAUUAUCUGCCUUUAAUGUUUAAGCUAUGUUCUACAUACUUUUCUGCACUCUUUUGAUAUACUCGAUGUACCAUAAAUUUUUAGUAAAAAGCUUCUGAGAAUACCAAUAUCUUUUAUGCGAAAAUAUUCCAUCAAGUGCAAAUGAACCGUAUAGUUUUGUAAUAUUCAAAACGAUUAGCACAAUUGCCAUUUUUAAUUACAAGGCAUCAUUUGUUUGUAAAUGCAUAUCAUAA
This is a messenger RNA of Rhagoletis pomonella (apple maggot), 1382 nucleotides long. RefSeq names its product serine/threonine-protein phosphatase 6 catalytic subunit (gene PpV). NCBI's taxonomy places the organism in Eukaryota, Metazoa, Arthropoda, Insecta, Diptera, Tephritidae. Gene Ontology annotation, cellular component: cytoplasm. The record is from RefSeq and is a predicted model, not a curated record. The coding region runs from base 168 to 1079 and encodes 303 amino acids. Gene Ontology annotation, biological process: peptidyl-serine dephosphorylation; G1/S transition of mitotic cell cycle. Gene Ontology annotation, molecular function: protein serine/threonine phosphatase activity. The transcript has 4 exons.